AUGAAGCCCUUUCGGAGAAGACAGUGCUUCCAUGUGGCGUUAUCCGUCAUCCUGUUGGCGCACAAUGCCUUCGCAAUCCAGCUCGACUUGACAAGCAACGACUCAAUAAAAGCCGCCGCCAGAAUCGUCGCUGAUGAGAUGGUGUCAUAUUACACGGGCUACCGACCUGGAGAUGUCCCUGGGAAUCUUCCUGCUCCAUAUUACUGGUGGGAAGCUGGUGCAAUGUUUGGCGCGCUCAUUGACUACUGGUACUUCACGGGCGACGACUCAUUCAAUGAGAUCACCACGCAAGCCAUGCUCCAUCAAGUUGGGCCUGACAACGAUUUCAUGCCACCCAACCAGACAAAGACCGAAGGAAACGACGACCAAGCAUUUUGGGGAAUGGCCGCUCUCUCUGCGGCGGAGAAUGUCUUUCCCAAUCCUCCCCCGGACCAACCACAAUGGCUGGCUCUGGCUCAGGCUGUCUUCAACACGCAGGCGGCGCGCUGGGACACUAGCUCGUGUGGAGGUGGUUUGAAGUGGCAGAUUUUCGCCUUCAACAACGGGUACAAUUAUAAAAACACCAUUUCGAAUGGAUGCUUUUUCAACAUGGGUGCUCGCCUCGCGGUCUACACCGGAAACCAGACGUACGCUGACUGGGCGGACCGCAUGUGGGAUUGGGUCUCGGCCAUCGGUCUGCGGGACGCGCAGUACAACUUUUUCGAUGGGAGCGAUGACACGAUCAAUUGCACCCAGCUCGACCAUAUCCAAUGGACAUACAAUGCAGGCACAUUUCUCGUCGGAGCUGCCAACAUGUACAAUUUCACAGGGGGCAGUCAAGUCUGGGAGGACAGAAUCAACGGGAUCAUUGGGAGGCUAAAUGUCUUUCUGCAGAACAAUAUUCUGAAAGAGGUUGCCUGUGAAGGCGUCAACCCCGACGGUUCCGAUACCUGCGAUGUCGAUCAACGCUCAUUCAAGGCGUAUCUCGCUCGAUGGAUGGCAGCGACAAUGGUUAGAGCGCCCUUCACUUAUCCGCUCUUGAAACCGAUUUUAGAAACUUCGGCUGCGGCUGCAGCUUCAGUCUGCACAGGCGGUGUCAAUGGUACUUCGUGUGGGUUGAAAUGGUGGACAGGCCAAUUCGACGGCAGCACUGGAGUUGGCGAACAAAUGUCGGCCCUGGAAGUCAUCCAAUCCAAUCUGGUCACCGAGGUCGCUGGUCCUGUUACUCAAAAUACCGGAGGAACCAGCAAGGGAGAUCCCAAUGCUGGCACGCAAAGCCCCAUUGGCCCCGAGGAUCUGAACAAGGAGAAGGUCACCACAGCGGACAAGGCUGGGGCGGCGAUCUUGACUGUUUUGUUGGUUUUCUUCAUUGUGGGAGGCGCAUGGUGGAUGGUUCUCUAG
Fonsecaea erecta is the source of this 1380-nucleotide messenger RNA. RefSeq lists its product as hypothetical. The transcript has 2 exons. Gene Ontology annotation, molecular function: mannan endo-1,6-alpha-mannosidase activity. The coding region runs from base 1 to 1380 and encodes 459 amino acids. Gene Ontology annotation, biological process: fungal-type cell wall biogenesis; carbohydrate catabolic process. NCBI's taxonomy places the organism in Eukaryota, Fungi, Ascomycota, Eurotiomycetes, Chaetothyriales, Herpotrichiellaceae. The record is from RefSeq and is a predicted model, not a curated record.